AUCACCAGGGAGUGGAAGGGGACACCCAGUGAGGAUCAUCAGCAUUUACUGCUGACAAGAAGUUAUUUUCGUAGACAUGAUAAAAAAAAUUACAGAGCUCUUACAAACCUUAUUUCAGAUACGAACAUAUCACUCAUAUAGCUCAAUGCAUAUAUGCGCCUGAAAUGGGCAAAAGGCAUCUUAUACUGGGGAAGUAGUUUAGUUGCACAGGUGGAAACUCCAUAAUUGGGAUUUUCACUUUAAUGAACAGAUCUUUUUUUUUUUUACCACAGAAUGCGUGUUUACAUUAAUGCCUAAUCCGAGUGUUAAUUGUCGACUUCCCUUCCGGUGCGGCUGUUGGUUGUCUGGCGGUGCGUUGUUAGUAAAUAAGGGAAAUUUAUUCCUUUUUAUAAAGUGCCACCUUCCUUUUCAUUAUUAAAUCAUAUGCUACCACACUUAACUACCUAUAAUAUUGUUGCACUUUUUUAAUUUUGAAGAAUGAACACAUGCAUGAUAAUUCCCUUCUGCAAAUAAAACAACCCGGAGUGGAAGUGAAAACCAGAGGCAUGUAGACAUUAUAUUCGUCGCUUGUCUGCUUAAACGAAUCACAUCGAAGCAGCGGGACUUCCGACCAAUCAACAUUUAGGUUGAUUUUAAAACGGCCAGGUCCGCCCAAGCCACGGGCUCGUGCAAAAUGAGCAUCCAUGUCAUGUCUUUUCGAGCUAACAGAGAAAGAAGUGAUAGUUUAUGAUAAUAAACACGGUAAAGGUAAAGGAAAUUAUAAAGGGUCUUGAGGUCACGUACGUUUGAAUAUUUCAAAUUUGGUAGCAGCGUUUUUAUUUAUUUAUUUAAAGUUUACAGACCACUCGGCUGAAAAGUAUUGCUCGUAGUUGCAAUGGCAAAAGGCUGCCGCCCUCUCUCGGAUAGUAGUGGAACUGCGACCACCUGGGUCCUUUAAAUGCUCACGUGGUGCUUCACCAGAAGUUAAAACAUGGCGGAUGGGAGGAACGAUAAAAGCUGCCUCGGUUGAAGAGGGGAAAACACCCUGACGGUGACACUUCUGAGUGCCCGGUAGGCCGAGGAGUACGAAAACCCUUCUGGCAACUGAAGAAUGUGUUUUAUUUCUUGGUACAAGGCAGACAGAAACGCCUGACUUCGACCAAAGUUAAAGCUGACGACGCUCUUCGCAUCGCAGAAAAGGGGACAAAAGAAAACCAACCAGAAAUGAACGGGGACGUCUUGUAUAACGGUCAGUCUGUGAUCCAAAAAUUCUUCACCUCUGGCAAGUCCCGCUCCCCACUCCAUGAUAAAUCCCUCCCCCUUGGACAUGAGGGGAAGGUUUCUGUGAAGCAAGUGGUCCAAAGUGAAACGGACAGACGAGACGAAGUGAGGCCUAACAAUGUGAAAUCAGAAGCAGCUGCUACUGCAAGAAGGGGGGGCCAUGACAAUGAGGGCGAAAAGUGCCUCCCAUGCCGGACAGAGGAGCCACAGCCCAAGGAGCCCCAGGGAGAAGCCUCCAACGCCACCACAGAACCCGGGCCUGCUUCUGGCCGUGCUGCUCGGCGCAGGGUUAGACCCAAGAAGUCUAAUCUGAAAACAGCAGAAAGAAAGGAGACCCAGAACAGAAAGGUCACUGAUUAUUAUCCUAUAAGGAGAAGCUCCAGGAAGAGCAAAAGUGAGCUUAAGUGCAAAGAACAGCAGCACAUCAAUCACCUGAUAAAGAACGGGAUUGAAGAAGGCAUGCAGGUGAAGCACAUUGAGGGUAAAGGAAGGGGUGUGUUUGCUGAGCGGAGCUUCCAGAAGGGGGACUAUGUUGUGGAGUACCACGGGGACCUGCUCCAGAUCAAUGACGCCAGGGAACGGGAGGCCGCCUAUGCGCAGGACCCCUCCACCGGCUGCUACAUGUACUAUUUCCAGUAUCUCAGCAAAACCUACUGUGUGGAUGCCACGAAGGAAACCAAUCGCCUGGGGAGGCUGAUAAACCACAGUAAAAAUGGCAAUUGCCAGACCAAACUCCAUAACAUAAAUGGAAUACCUCACCUGAUACUGGUGGCUUCCAGAGACAUUGAGAAAGGGGAGGAGCUUUUGUACGACUACGGUGACCGCAGUAAGGAUUCCAUUGCGGCUCACCCUUGGCUCAAACACUGAUGUAAUAUGUUUACCCUUCCUUUCCUCAAUCAGCAGCUGUACUCCAAGAAGAGAGAAUCAGCAUUUUUUUUUUCCUUUACAAACCAUUUUAAAACUGCAAAUGGCCUUAGUAAAAGCAUAUGUGCUUUUUUUUGGGGGGGGGGGUUGCUGGGGCACAUACCCAAGUUACGGCAGUCCUUAAACUGUAAUGGCAUCAACUUUUAAAUAUUAAUGGUAAUUUUCCGAAGCAAUUUUUAUGUACUUUGUAUACGGGUAGGUCAGUGACUCCAGCUGGUAUAGACCACGCUCUGCAUUUUAUCAAUCUUAAUGUUAGGAGGUAUGCUUAGCAAUAAAUUUAUGGUUGAGGAAGAAAGCGUGUGUAGCUGGAUCUCUUGAAGCCGUUAACUGGAAUGAGAUUCCUAGGCUGUAGCUUAAAGUUCAUCUUAAAUUUGACCCCUUCCUUGCCGUGUUGAACCUAGUUAUUUUAUGAACUUGAACAAGAGCUGUACCUCACACACAAAGCUGUCAAAUGUCUAACCAAAUGUUUCAAGUGAACUUAUUAAAAUAGUGCUCCUCAACCUGAAUUAUUACCCUUUUUUGCCAUACAUUAAAGCAUUUUACUGCA
Messenger RNA from Paramormyrops kingsleyae, 2731 nucleotides. RefSeq names its product lysine methyltransferase 5Aa (gene kmt5aa). Gene Ontology annotation, cellular component: nucleus; polytene chromosome. The record is from RefSeq and is a predicted model, not a curated record. NCBI's taxonomy places the organism in Eukaryota, Metazoa, Chordata, Actinopteri, Osteoglossiformes, Mormyridae. Gene Ontology annotation, molecular function: transcription regulator activity; protein binding; histone H4K20 methyltransferase activity. Gene Ontology annotation, biological process: regulation of transcription by RNA polymerase II; regulation of DNA damage response, signal transduction by p53 class mediator.